AUGGAUGAAGCUCUGAAAUCUCACAUGAUGCUGUCGUUCUCUGGUUGGGAGAAGAAGCCAACCUACUCCAAGUUCUUCGCCAUGUUGACUCCAUAUUCAGUGGCAAUUUUUAGGGAGAAGGGGGUUUUAAACAUGCAUCAACAAUCAUUUUGCUGGGCUCAGGUCAGAACGCACACAAUAAAAUUUCCUCUGCAAAGGCGUGAUGUAAGGGUGUUAUCAGAAAACGGGGAACAACUGGACAAGUGUGACAGUUACGCAUGCUCCAUUCCAACGUUGUUCUUGAAGUCAUCAUCUACAUAA
This is a messenger RNA of Sphenostylis stenocarpa, 300 nucleotides long. The record is from the annotation of a GenBank genome assembly. Lineage: Eukaryota; Viridiplantae; Streptophyta; Magnoliopsida; Fabales; Fabaceae.